Messenger RNA from Linum tenue, 627 nucleotides. The record is from the annotation of a GenBank genome assembly. Lineage: Eukaryota; Viridiplantae; Streptophyta; Magnoliopsida; Malpighiales; Linaceae.
AUGGCAAGCUCAUGUUUCUACCGGAGGAAGGUGCUCGCCGAGAACAUCUACGACAAGUGGUUCCGGUUGAACGUGAUUCACGACGUCGGAGCCUCGAAAGUUCAGAUCUACAUCGAUGGAGAGCUCAAGUUGGAAACCAAAGAUGGUGGGGGAGUUGUUCAUACCUUUAAAUGUGGCGUCUACGCACAGAACCAUGACUCCAAUUACAUGGAGUCACGAUGGAAGGAUAUCAAGCUAAGCGUCAUCAUCAUGAGCGGGGACAAGAUCAAGAGAGCAGGAUUUGGGAUGCAAAUGGAUCAGCAACAACAAAGUUUCCAAGGAGUUAGCAUUGUGACUGAGGCAUAUGCCGCCACCAACAAUCCUUCUUCCCAGCAGCAGCUUCCUGUCACAGGCCAUGUUGUGGUUCAGAGAGGAUCCUCUGCCCUCCCUUGCUGUGGUAUUGGCCUCGGUUGGUUCUUGUUUAUAUUAGGAUUCAUAUUGGGUGCAAUUCCAUGGUAUGCUGGGGCUUGCGUUUUCCUCUGUGCCAAGUAUGACAACCGCGAGAAGCCUGGACUGAUUGGUUGCUGUGUUCUUGCGGCUUUGUCGACGGUGCUAGCUAUAAUUCUAGUAAUAUUAUCUGUAGUUUGA